Molecule: messenger RNA, 1956 nt
Organism: Lates calcarifer (barramundi perch)
Lineage: Eukaryota; Metazoa; Chordata; Actinopteri; Centropomidae
Product: synaptogyrin-3-like
Cellular component (GO): neuromuscular junction; synaptic vesicle membrane
Source: RefSeq, a predicted model, not a curated record
AAUCGACGGUUGUUACGGCAAUGAAUGGAUGGAUAGAUGCUGAGUUUUCCGGACAGUUCUUAUCAGGGAUGAUAAUUGAUUGUGGAUUUAAUGAAAAGUGGUUGUUUUUUUAUCUUCCGGGCCAUCACAGUAUAUACUAUUUAACCGAGAAAAAUUAAUAACAGUUAGUAAUGCGUAACAAUGCUCUGCAUUUAAAGAUAACAGGAUUAUGACAUUUUCAUGUAAAAUAACAGCAAUUUUUCACACUGUUAAAAACCAUCGUGACUGUUCACAGUUAACUCUGCUGCAGCUUGUGAUCUGCUCCCGGUGACGCGGUGUGACUUCACACGGAGGCUGGAGGAGGACGCCGCCGCUCCGCGCAGCUCUCUGACCGUCUCCUCUCGUUCUCUCAGCGGGCGUCAGGCAGCAGAAAGCCGGAGGGAAUGGAGCCAGCGGGCGCGUACGGCGCCGGGAAGGCCGGGGGAAGCAUCGCCUUUGAUCCGGUCGCCUUCUUCACGCAUCCCCGGACCCUCCUCAGACUGCUGUCGUGGGUUUUCUCCAUCGUGGUGUUCAGCUGCAUUGUGAACGAGGGUUACAUCAACAUCGGCAGCGAGCGUUUGCUGUGCAUCUUCAACAACAACGCCGACGCCUGUAACUACGGCGUUACCAUCGGCGUGGCCUGUUUCCUCGGCAGCAUCUGUUUCCUGAUCCUGGAUGUUUACUUUCCCUCUAUCAGCAGCGUCAGGGACAGAAGACGUGCUGUCCUGCUGGACCUCGUCUUCUCUGGCCUCGCCAGCUUCCUGUGGUUUGUUGGCUUCUGUUUUCUGGCCAAUCAGUGGCAGGCGACCUCUCCAGACGAGCUGCCUCUGGCCCAGGGCUCUGAUGCCGCCAGGGCCACCAUCGCAUUCUGCUUCUUCUCCAUCCUCACCUGGGCUGUGCUGACACUGAGUGCACUGCGACGCUUCCUAACCGGCAGCAACACAAACUUGUUCACAUGGCAACACUUGGAACCCGCCCCCUGCAACGCUCGAGCUACACCGUACCCCAUCGCCAACGGUGCUACCAUAGUAACCACCAACCCCUAUCAAGCCCCGCCCUUCACUGAAACCCUGGACCCCCAGAAACUCACACAGCAGAGACCCAUGGCCCCGGCCUUCUAGAGACACGACAGAUGGGACAGAAAGAAAGGAAGAAAAGAAAGAGGAGGUGCAAGUUGUACAGCACCGCGUACAACGCGGGCACGGACAACUUCCUGCCUCUGUCUAGUGGCUUUCCAUCCUCUCCCGGGAUUGGCAGGAUUCUGGGUCAUGUGAUGUUCAAUCUAUUUUCACCAUGGCAACUGCUGGCUCAGCUUAGUUAGUUAUAACUCUGUGUCAAGAAUACUGUCUUAGUUCCCUGCACACACACAGAUACUGAACGCACGCAAACACAGCUGUACUCUCUCACAACCGGAAACAGAUAUACAUGAACACCUGGAAAUACCUGUGUAUACACGCGGAAGGACACACAAAACACACACACACACAGACACACUUUUGACUGCAUGUUCAUAUGGUGAGGUGCAGAUUAACAUAGAUGUAGAUCAGUGAUGAUGCUCCAUCUGCCUUAUUAAGGGAUACAAGGUCUUUAGUGGAGGAAAUAUGAAGGACAGUGAAGCUCCAUUUAUCUGCUUCUGUUCGCCUUCAGUCAGUCUGACCAAUCACAAGCUGCCCUGCAGACACGUGUCCUCCCAUUGGCUGAAAUCGAGACAGACAGGCAGCUUGAUCAGUAGAUUGUGAGCAAACAAGUGAGGCUGGGCAGAAAUGGGUACAUUUUCUUGGCAGGGAAAUAAAGGCAGGACAGCUUAAUGCAUUCUGAACGCUAUAGUGUUUCAGUGUGAAAUAUUCAUGUGAUUAAAUAUUUUAUUGUGAUAUGCUCAAGUGGUAUAAUGAAAUAUGAAAAAAUAAAAAAAAAUCUAUCCACCACCACCACAACCAC